Molecule: messenger RNA, 555 nt
Organism: Cryptosporidium muris RN66
Lineage: Eukaryota; Apicomplexa; Conoidasida; Eucoccidiorida; Cryptosporidiidae
Product: 60S ribosomal protein L19, putative
Exons: 2
Coding region: 1-555 (184 amino acids)
Biological process (GO): translation
Cellular component (GO): ribosome; cytosolic large ribosomal subunit
Molecular function (GO): structural constituent of ribosome; RNA binding
Source: RefSeq, a predicted model, not a curated record
AUGAUACUUCCCUACUUUUAUAACUUUCCGUUAAUUCUACAAAAACGUCUUGCUAAAUCUGUAUUAAAAUGUGGAGCUAAUAGGAUAUGGUUGGAUCCAACUGAAAUGGAUACAAUUUCUACAGCAAAUUCACGUCAAAGUAUUAGAAAAUUAUUUAAGGAUGGUUUGAUUUUAAGGAAAGCUGUAGCAACUCAUUCACGUUCAAGAAUAAAUAGGUUACAUGAAGCAAAAAGGAAAGGUCGUUCAAUGGGUUUAGGUAAGAGAAGAGGUACAAAGGAUGCAAGAAGACCAGAAAAAAUUUUGUGGAUGCGUCGUCAAAGAGUUUUAAGACGCUUACUUAAGAAAUAUAGAGAAGCAAAUAAGAUUGAUAAAUCUAUGUACAAAAAGUUUUACAUGAAGGCUAAGGGUAAUGAGUUUAAAAAUAAACGUGUACUAAUAGAAGCAAUUCAUGUUGCAAAGGCUGAGCAUAUUAAGGAGAAAGCUUUACAAGAUCAGUUAGAUGCUCGAAAAGCAAGAGCUGCAGCACUUAAACAAAGACGCAGAGUAAUUCACUAA